CCUCCCCACACCAACUAUAAAAGCCUAUACUCUUUGUCCCUCCACAGCCACUACUCACUCUCAUCCGCAAAUAACCUUUGUUCCAGGCCGAGACUCACUGAUCGCAUUACAAACCACAAUGACUGAUCUGGAGAGUUCACUGGCCACCAUCAUGGAGGUGUUCCAUAAGUAUGCAGAGAAAGAAGGGGACAAGCACAAACUGAAGAAAUGUGAACUGAAAGACUUGAUCAAUGAGGAGCUACCAGCCCUUACAGGGCAAGUGAAGGACCAGGCCACUAUGGACAGUUUGAUGGAGAGCCUGGACACGGAUGGAGACUCGGAAUUGGACUUCCAAGAGUUCAUGACAUUUAUCACCAUGGUAACUGUCUGUUGCCAUGAUUUCUGCGAGCACCAUGAGGACGAGUAGCUAGGCACCAGUUAAACAAGAGAGAGAGAGAAAGAGAGUAAAUUAUGAAGUAGGAACUUUAGUUUGAUAAAAAAAACUUAAAUGUCAAUGAAAACGUUGUAUUUUUCCUGUUGGUCCCAUUUAGUUUCAAUAGGUUUCUUAUACCCUGUUUGCCUACAAAGGGUUAAGGCACUUUGUUUCAUUGCCUGUGUCUUGUCAGAGUUGACAAAACCAAAUUGGUUUAGUACUGAAACUUCAUAGAAUAGCUUUUGCCAACAAAGCAUAGAGCACUUUCCUUGUUAUACUGUAAAGCUAAGACCCAAGGUAAUAGACUCGUGCAUUUAUGCGGCUCUAAAUUGGUUAAAUUGUUAUCACUAACAAUGCAUGUAUAAUCAGCUACAUUGGACAUGGUUUGGCAAGUAAAACAAGUAUUCUCCAGUUUGAUUUUGAACCCAAAAAAUGUUGACGAAUUCCAGCCAAUAUCUUGAACUGAAUUCUGUUUUUAUGAAAGUUGUUUUCAAAUUGAACUGUGCUUUGUGAGAUGCUAUUAAAAGUAUAACAUAGAGAAUCAAUAAAGAUGAUCCGAUGAAUACAAGGACAUACUUUUCACCAGUUA
Molecule: messenger RNA, 1001 nt
Organism: Oncorhynchus tshawytscha (Chinook salmon)
Lineage: Eukaryota; Metazoa; Chordata; Actinopteri; Salmoniformes; Salmonidae
Product: protein S100-B-like
Exons: 3
Coding region: 119-406 (95 amino acids)
Biological process (GO): positive regulation of canonical NF-kappaB signal transduction; positive regulation of cell population proliferation
Cellular component (GO): cytoplasm; nucleus
Molecular function (GO): S100 protein binding; RAGE receptor binding; calcium ion binding
Source: RefSeq, a predicted model, not a curated record